Messenger RNA from Plasmodium adleri (nom. inval.), 510 nucleotides. Its product is annotated as Plasmodium exported protein (hyp10), unknown function. The record is from RefSeq and is a predicted model, not a curated record. NCBI's taxonomy places the organism in Eukaryota, Apicomplexa, Aconoidasida, Haemosporida, Plasmodiidae. Bases 1 to 510 code for a protein of 169 amino acids. The transcript is spliced from 3 exons.
AUGUCUUGUAAUUAUUUUAAACUAUCUUUGUUUUCUAUCGUACUGUGUAUAUUAGUAUAUACACAUAAGUUUCCCCGUGAAAAUAUAUUUUAUAAUAAAAUAAAUACGGUUGAUAUUAUAAAUGCAACACCUAGGAUAUUACUAGCCGAAGCACAAGAAACAGAUAUAUAUAAAAGCCAUUCAGGAGAAAAUGCACUCACAUACCACACAGGUAAUAAAUUAGACGAAAAUUAUACAGAAUAUCAUAAAACAUCAUCUGAUUGUACAUUGAAUAAUGAAAUUCUAGAAGAAUAUGAUAAUCAAACGGAACAAGUAGAAUUGGGAAAUGAGAAGAAUAAUAAAUCAUUGGUUGAGAAAUCACAUAGAAAAACACAUUGCAAAAAAAUUAAAAAAAUUAAAAUUAUAAAAAUAAUAAAUAAAAAAAAUAAUAAUAAACAAAAUAAAAAGAAUAUCCAUGAAGAUCAACCUCUCGUAUCAGAAAAAAAUAUAGAUGACAUUAAUGAAAAUUAA